This is a messenger RNA of Adineta steineri, 595 nucleotides long. NCBI's taxonomy places the organism in Eukaryota, Metazoa, Rotifera, Eurotatoria, Adinetida, Adinetidae. The record is from the annotation of a GenBank genome assembly.
CCACACCCUUAAGAUAAAUCUUUUCUCUCAUUCAUUUUUUUCCUUUUCAUCUGAAUAAGUAUCAUAAGGUUUAUUGAUGACACAUAAUAUUUACGUUGUUAUAAUUUAUUCGUUCGUCACACGCCAUAAUUUUCUUAAUGACUAAUUGCACAUGUGGGAAUGGGGAAUAUGUAUAUUUAUAGCAUUGAUUGUUAUAUAUUUUAUCAUUUUUUUUCUUCUUACCACAAAAAAAAGAGUGGGAUGCUAUAUUCGUAUAAUGGGAUUACUGUUUUUUUCUCUAAAUACAACAACAUGAUUUUGUCUAUAAAUACCUGAUGAAAAUAGUUUUAAAAAACAUUAUUGGUAAGUCAUAUAGUAAAUAUUCAUUAGAUAUUAUUCUAAUUUUGGUUUUUUUAGAUUUGAAUUGUUUAUUGUCUUGAAAAUUAUUAUAAUGGAUUUACGAAUAAUUGGAAUUGUUAUAUUGGCUGUAGUUAUGGAUAAAGUUUGUGAAGAAUUUGUAGUUUUUGUUCAAAAUGCUGUUGAUCGUCACAAACAAAUAACAAACGUCGAUGAUACAACGACAGUGAAAAAAACUCGUACGUCUAUUACCCAAUGA